AUGAAAACAUCGAUACCGUCGGAUGUCUGGGAGAAGAAGAAGGCGUUGAUCGCUCGUUUGUACAAAGACGAGGAAUGGCCGUUGAAGCAGGUGAUUAAACAGAUUCGCACAGAAGAUUUCAAUCCCAGCGAAACACAACUACGAAGUCGUCUGAAGAAAUGGAGAGUCACCAAGCCGUCCCGCCAGAUACGAAAGAAACCCGCCGGUGAGCAGGGAGAUAACAAUGAUGAAGAGUAUGAAGAGGAUGGAACCGAAGAAAUGUCUCCCGUGGAGACGAGGAACAGCAAGUGUGAUGUUAAGAACACUACACCAAAUACGUCCGCCAUGGCAAUUCCCACACCACCACAGUCGCAGCAUUCUCAAAGUGAAAACCUCGCACUCACUCGUGAAUGGUACCCGACAGACGUCUGGGUUCAGUCGCAGCAGGAACAACAACAACAACAUAUUUCCCCACAACAAGCUGUAAUAGUCACACAGCCAGAGGUUGUCGCUACACAGGCUUGGACCGGAUCGAUUUCUGCACCUAGUCCUAUUACCACUACCACACCAGAACAACAUCCAUCUCAUGGCUCGGUCAGUCAGAUCAAUACUCCCGUAAUCACGCAGUUUGCUACACAUGCUCUUCCUGCCUACGAUUUCCCUCAACAACCACAACAACCAUCGCCAACAAACAGCAUUCCUCAACCACAAACAACUCAUGUCCUGUCACCAACCUACGUUUCUCCGACCUAUGCCAUGGCCCACAUCUCAUACCCACAACCCGCACCACCGACAGCAACGCACUGGCCUACAGGAAACGACUAUAUCGAACCAGACUCCAACCCAGCCGCAGCAAUCUCCAUGCAGCCAACCAGCUGGUAUACAAGUUUGUACGAUGCAGCAGGCGCCGCCGCGACAAACACAGCAUACUACCAUGGUCGUGCUGUGAAUCCUGUUUCCGGAUACAACAACCCGAUUAUGCAACAUAUGCCUUCUCCGCAGGAAAUGGGCACGUCGUACCAAGUUCAAGCACAUGCGCAUGCACAGACGCAAGCACAACCCAUGACAGCAGCCCCGGGUUACCAUGGAUAUGACGAGGGCGUCUCUGUGCGACCUUGGCGACGGGCAACGACAUCACACUAUACACCCGAGUAUGCCCCGGGGGUUGUUCGGGUUGAUCGACAGGGUCGUCAACGCAAGCCUGUGCCAGAUCGAAAACGCAAGGAAUCGGUGGAAGAGAUGGAUCUUUUGGCUCAACAGCAACAUCACCAAGAACAUGAGCAGUUGCAGUCAAUGCAGCAAUCCAUGCAUCCUGCUUACCAGCCUCAGCCACAACACCCCCAAUACAUUGCUGCAGGCCAUUCGCAGCCAUUGAUUCCUCACGAUAUCUAUGCUUAUGCUGGUCAUGAGCAAUUAUUACAGAGGCCUCUGGGUCAUUGA
Talaromyces marneffei is the source of this 1419-nucleotide messenger RNA. RefSeq lists its product as uncharacterized. The transcript has 2 exons. The coding region runs from base 1 to 1419 and encodes 472 amino acids. Lineage: Eukaryota; Fungi; Ascomycota; Eurotiomycetes; Eurotiales; Trichocomaceae. The record is from RefSeq and is a predicted model, not a curated record.